Messenger RNA from Rhinolophus ferrumequinum (greater horseshoe bat), 2745 nucleotides. It is a transcript of the gene PLG, whose product is annotated as plasminogen. The record is from RefSeq and is a predicted model, not a curated record. Gene Ontology annotation, biological process: proteolysis. Lineage: Eukaryota; Metazoa; Chordata; Mammalia; Chiroptera; Rhinolophidae. Gene Ontology annotation, cellular component: extrinsic component of plasma membrane. The transcript is spliced from 19 exons. Bases 60 to 2489 code for a protein of 809 amino acids. Gene Ontology annotation, molecular function: signaling receptor binding; serine-type endopeptidase activity.
UCAUUAACGUCUUGGGAUUGGGACACACUGUUGUCUGGACACUGCCGGCCAGUCCCAAAAUGGAACAUAAGGAAGUGGUCCUUCUACUCCUUUUAUUUAUGAAAUCAGGUCAUGGAGACCCCCUGGACGACUAUAUAAAUACACAGGGGGCGUCACUGUCUACUUUGAGUAAGAAGCAGCUGGAAGCAGGAAGCGUAGAUGAUUGUGCUAAAAAAUGUGAGGAAGAAACAGGAUUCAUUUGCAGGUCAUUCCAAUAUCACAGCAAAGAACAACAAUGUGUGUUAAUGGCUGAAAACAGCAAGUCUUCCUCAGUCUUCAGGAUGAGAGAUGUGGUUUUAUUUGAAAAGAGAAUGUAUCUUUCAGAGUGCAGGAUUGGAAAUGGAAGGAGCUACAGAGGGACAGUCUCCAAAACGAAAACUGGCGUUGCCUGUCAAAAAUGGAGUGACAAUGUUCCACACAAACCUAACUACACACCUGCUUCAUACCCUUUGGAAGGGCUGGAGGAGAACUACUGCAGGAACCCCGACAAUGACAAGGAGGGGCCCUGGUGUUACACCACAGAUCCCAACCAGCGAUUUGACUACUGCAGCAUUCCUGAAUGUGAAGAUGAAUGUAUGCAUUGCAGUGGAGAAAACUAUGAGGGCAAGAUUUCCACGACCAUGUCUGGACUUGAAUGCCAGCCCUGGAACGCUCAGAGCCCGCAUGCUCACGGAUACAUUCCUUCCAAAUUUCCAAACAAGAAAUUGAAGAUGAAUUAUUGUCGUAACCCCGAUGGGGAGCCCCGCCCUUGGUGUUUCACCAUGGAUCCCACCAAACGCUGGGAGUUCUGUGACAUCCCACGCUGUACAACGCCCCCACCAACUUCUGGCCCCACAUAUCAGUGUCUGAUGGGUAACGGUGAAAACUAUGGAGGAAACGUGGCUGUCACUGUCUCCGGGCAUACUUGUCAGCGCUGGAGCGAACAGACCCCUCACAAGCACAACAGGACUCCAGAAAACUUCCCCUGCAAAAAUUUGGUUGAAAACUAUUGCCGUAACCCUGAUGGAGAAAUGGCUCCAUGGUGCUACACAAACAGCAAUGAACCGAGGUGGGAAUACUGUCAGAUACCAUCCUGUGACUCCUCUCCACCUACAGACCAAGCGGACUCCCCAGCACCACCUGAACAGACUCCUGUGGUCCAGAAAUGCUACCAUGACAACGGAGAGAGUUAUCGAGGCACAUCAUCCACCACUAUCACAGGAAAGAAAUGUCAAGCUUGGUCAUCUAUGACACCACACCGGCAUGAAAAGACCCCAGAAAACUACCCAAAUGCCGGCUUGACGAUGAACUACUGUAGGAAUCCAGAUGGUGACAAAGGUCCUUGGUGCUACACCACUGACCCGGAAGUCAGGUGGGAGUUCUGCAACCUGAAAAAAUGCUCACAGACAGAAGAGAGUGUCAUAAAGCCUCUAUCUGAAACCCAAGUUCUAAGUGCGGAGCCUUCUUCGAAACCAGAUUGCAUGUUUGGGAAUGGAAAAGCAUAUCGGGGCAAGAAGGCCACCACUGUUGCUGGCACUCCAUGCCAGGGAUGGGCUGCCCAGGAGCCCCACAGACACAGCAUUUUCACUCCAACGACGAAUCCACGGGCAGGCCUGGAAAAAAAUUACUGUCGUAAUCCUGAUAACGAUGACAAUGGUCCCUGGUGCUACACGAUGAAUCCAAAGAAACUGUUUGACUACUGUGAUGUCCCCCAGUGUGAGCUCUCUUCAUUUGAUUGUGGAAAGCCCAAGGUGGAGCCGAAGAAAUGUCCGGGAAGGGUCGUAGGUGGGUGUGUGGCCAACCCACAUUCCUGGCCCUGGCAAAUCAGCCUUAGGACAAGAUUUGGGAAGCACUUCUGUGGAGGCACUUUAAUUUCCCCCGAGUGGGUGUUGACUGCUGCCCACUGCUUGGAGAGGUCCUCAAGGCCUUCAUCAUACAAGGUUAUCCUGGGCGCACAUCGAGAGAUACGCCUUGAAGCAGAUGUUCAGGAGAUAGAAGUGUCAAAGCUGUUCUUGGAGCCCACCAGGGCGGAUAUUGCCCUGUUGAAGUUGAGCAGCCCUGCCGCCAUCACUAAUAAGGUCAUCCCAGUGUGUCUGCCACCCCCAAAUUAUGUGGUUGCCGACCGGACGGUGUGUUACAUCACAGGCUGGGGAGAAACCCAAGGCACCUUUGGUGCUGGCCUCCUCAAGGAAGCCCAGCUACCUGUCAUUGAAAAUAAAGUGUGCAAUCGCUAUGAGUACCUGAAUGGAAGAGUCAAAUCGACUGAGCUUUGCGCUGGGCAUUUGGCCGGAGGCACUGACAGUUGCCAGGGUGACAGUGGAGGGCCUCUGGUUUGCUUCGAGAAGGACAAAUACAUUUUACAAGGAGUCACUUCUUGGGGUCUUGGCUGUGCACGCCCCAAUAAGCCUGGUGUCUAUGUUCGUGUUUCAACGUAUGUUCCUUGGAUUGAAAGAACAAUGAGAAAUAAUUAAUUGGUUGGGAGACAGAGUGAACCAUCAGUGUAUCUAGAUGCUGGAACAUGGGUAGGGAAUUUAGUAUGCUCAGAAGUAAUUGACAGUAAUCAAACUAAGACCCUGUACUUAACCGCCAUCUACUGCCAAACCUCAACAUUGUUUAGCAUUACUGUGGAUAAAUUUUUCCCGUCUGUGGACUGCUGGGUUCUACAAUAAUAAGGCAACACAGCUGUGACAUUUGUUGAAAAUAAACUCUGUACUUACUUUGAUUUAA